Molecule: messenger RNA, 1225 nt
Organism: Hyphopichia burtonii NRRL Y-1933
Lineage: Eukaryota; Fungi; Ascomycota; Pichiomycetes; Serinales; Debaryomycetaceae
Product: cell surface hydrophobicity-associated protein
Exons: 1
Coding region: 78-1145 (355 amino acids)
Source: RefSeq, a predicted model, not a curated record
GCAAUUUCCAAUACUCAACAGUUAAAAUUACUAAAAAAUUAUAACUACCAGAAACUUAUAACAUAAUACUUCCAAAAAUGGCCAAACAAUUCACUGCUGCUACCGAUCCAGUUAACUUGGUACAAAAAUUAAACAAGACCGGGUUAGAUAUCCUGAAACUCGUUGUUGGGGUUAUGCUUAUGACUACCGAAGGUAACUGGUUUGGAUCGAAUGGAGAUAUUGAUGCAAAUUUGGAACUUUUAUAUAAAUGUUACCAAAGUGGAUUGCGUACUUUCGAUACUGCUGAUACUUAUUCAAAUGGGAAAUCUGAAGAAUUACUCGGAAUGUUUUUGAAAAAAUACAAGAUUCCUCGUCAAAAUGUUGUGAUUAUGACAAAAGGCUAUUUCCCAGUUUUGGACGACGUUAAUGAUUCCUCUGGGUUGACGAACGAUGCAGAUGCUCUUAAGAUUAUGAAUAGAAAAGGACUCUCAAGAAAACAUAUUUUAGAAGCCGCCAAAGCUUCCUAUGACCGUCUUGGAACUUAUGCUGACAUUUACCAAAUCCACCGUUAUGAUCCAAAUGUUUCUAAUGAAGAAAUUAUGAAAGCCUUAAAUGAUGUUGUUGAAAAAGGUUAUGCUACUUAUAUUGGGGCUUCAAGUAUGAAAACUUAUGAGUUUAUUGAUUUGCAAUACACGGCAAAAUUGAACGGAUGGCAUCAAUUUGUUUCAAUGCAAAGUUAUUACAACUUAUUAUACCGUAACGAUGAACAUGAAUUGAAUCCUUGGUGUAAAAAACAUGAUAUUGCUUUAUUCCCAUGGUCCCCAAAUGCUAGAGGUCUUUUAGCAGUUCCUUGGGAUUCCGAAGUGGCCAAGACCAAAUUACAAAAUGAGUUCAUGACUCGUAUUCUUGGAAUUAGCCCAUCUAGUGAAUCUGAUUGUGAAAUUGCCAAAAGACUUGAAUUGUUGGCCGAAAAGAAAAAAGGCUCCAUGAUGCAAGUUUCUCUUGCUUGGUUACUUGUUAAAGGUGCUAAUCCAAUCGUCGGUAUUUCCAAACUUGAAUACGUUGAUGAAGUUGCUGGGGUUGUUGAUGUCGAACUUACUGAAGAAGAUAUCAAGUAUUUGGAAGAACCUUACGUCACCAAAGCUGAUGCCCCCCUCUUAGACUAGUAUUUCAUAACUUAUGAAUAUUAUUCGCUUACUUAUUUUACUUGUAAAAUAGCAGAAGUAUGUAUUAAGGUAUAAAAAAU